Onthophagus taurus is the source of this 957-nucleotide messenger RNA. Its product is annotated as sperm-associated antigen 7. Gene Ontology annotation, molecular function: nucleic acid binding. The record is from RefSeq and is a predicted model, not a curated record. NCBI's taxonomy places the organism in Eukaryota, Metazoa, Arthropoda, Insecta, Coleoptera, Scarabaeidae.
GUUUUGUUUACGGACCUGUCAUUUAAUUGUCAUUGUCAUUUAAUAAAAUCCCAAAAUCAACUAAAACAAAUUUACACAAAUUAAUUAAAACAUGGACUUGUUAGGAUCAAUUAUGAAUUCAAUGGAUAAACCGCCGUCUUUAAGUGAAAAAGAAAAAAACAUAAUCAAAAAAAGAAAAGAAGAAAUGGAUCGAAGACAAGCGAUUGAAAAGGAAAAUUUACGUAAAUUCAAAGAAUACACCGAAACAAAAAUGAAAGUAUUUUUUGAAAAUGAUGAAAAUAUCAACAUGAAGUUUACACCGAUGAAUCAAAUAUACAGAAGCAUUGUACAUGAAGUGGCAGAAUCGUUAGAUUUAAUAUCUUUUUCGUUUGGAAUCGAAGACGUUGAUAGAUACGUACGGGUUUAUAGAAAAGCGAAUCCCCCGUGUGAAGAUGAAUUGUUGGCAAGAAAACGGGGUGAUCCCUGGAACGAUGACAUCAAGAAAAAAAUGAUUGAGAAGAGAAAACUUGAUCAAUUGGAAUCCGAAGAAUUAAAUAAAAAACCGACUAAGAAAUUUGUGCCCAAUACAAACUAUGAAGACAAAUAUGUUCAUUUGAUUGGGGAAAUAUCAUCUAUUGAAAUGGCUAGGAAAACAGAAACAAAUAAAACUUAUGGAUUUGUUCCUAGUGAAAAUAAAAAAGACAUCCGAUCUAUUGAACAAACCAUGGCGGAUAUUAAGGCAAAGAAGAAACUUAGGCAAGAAAACGAAUCGAAAGUGCAAGAACCCAAGGAGUAACAUUUUUUAUUUUUUUCUCCUUUUUAGUGUAACAAACUUUUAAUUAAUUCUGUAAAGUAUUUAACUUAAUUAGGAAACAAUAAAAAAAGUUAGUUUGGUAUGAUAAAGUACAAAUUAUUAACACUAUUUAUAAUUUUAUUAUACUAAUGUGUUAAUGAAAUAAAAUUACGUGGAAAAUAGCA